AUGCAGGAUGUCAAGGGGGCAAUCCAAAGGCCAAGGCAAAGGAAGAUGCCAAAAUCUUCCUUCUCUCUGAGGGAUGGUGCGGACCUAGAUGCCCUCAGUGACUGCCCAGAUGUGGCAGUGAUGCCACCACUAUCACCAUCACCACUACCAUCAUCACCAUCACCGUCAGGGAGGGCCAUCCCUGCACCAUCCCUGCAGGUUCUGGGGCGAGGCCUGGCUGUGGCGCCCCUUCCUGUCCCUGUGUUCUUGGUGAUGAUGCCGCUUAGCUGCCGGACUCCAGCACUGAGCCUGGGAAGCCCCCCCAAAAGCGGCUGGUGGGAGGAAGGGGGAAGGCUUGGGCCUGGGUACCCAGAUGUAGUCAAGGACUCCCUGACCUGCUCGGUGCUACAAGGGUUGCUGCCUGUGCUGGGCAUGUGGCCAGGGGGCAUCCUCGUGGUGGCCUGCCAGGACCCUGAUGGCUUCCUGAGCUUUGUGGAGAAGCCCCCUGAGGCCCCCUUCCCAGUCAUCCCCACUUCCCUGGAGUUCCCUGCUGAUGUUACUCCAUGUGGUCUUGGAACCCCGUGGAAGAUCAUGGCCCACGGCUUCCUUCAACAGGGAUCUGGGUCCCACACUGGAACUACUCAGCCCCAGCGGCAGGUGGGCAGCGUGGUCCUGCUGAGUCCUGCGCAGAUCCACCCCGAGCUCCUCUGCUGGCUCAGGUCUGGGUCUGGGCUGCAGCUCAGGCAGGCAAAGGAGCAAAGCCGGCUGCGGCACCUGGUGCGCUCCUGA
Molecule: messenger RNA, 768 nt
Organism: Cercocebus atys (sooty mangabey)
Lineage: Eukaryota; Metazoa; Chordata; Mammalia; Primates; Cercopithecidae
Exons: 7
Coding region: 1-768 (255 amino acids)
Source: RefSeq, a predicted model, not a curated record